UAGGGAGGAGUAUUUGUUACGUUAUCCAUGUUGACCCGCACAAUUUGUGAGCCGCAGUUUCUCUGUGAGAUAAAACCAUCCCAAUUUCAUGGAAGCUCACAUCGUAAACUCUUAUAAUAUGUCGGUUUGAAUUUUCCUUAACGCCCAAGUCAUGCUUGCUUACCAGUCACCGGGAAGACCGAAUGAAAGAGAAGUUGGAACAGUAACCAAAUAAUCAAAAGAAAUGUGUUACAAUCCUCAAAUUAAAAAACAAUUUAAGGCUUGGAUAGAUCCGGAAACCAGUUGAAUGCGCGGAAGAGAGGCUGGCCACAUAUAUGUUAGAUGGCGUCAUUCCGCGUAGUAAGUCUCGCCCACCGCCAUUGAAACUUCUCAAUCGCAACGUCGGCAGGUUCAAGGCAAUAAAAGUCUCCGAUCCCUUUGAUCGGGUAUCAGAUCCUGAAAAAAAAUCAAUUGGGUGUCUCUAAUUUUUGAAGCGGCGAAAAACCCAGAUCGUCAAAUCAAGCAGAGGGCACAGCAGUCCGAGGGAUUCAAAUCGAUUUCUGAGGAACCAGGAGGUCGCGGGUUCGAGCCCCGAAAAUGUUGGACAGGGAACCAGAGGAGCUCCAGUACCUGGGGGCAUGGGGAAUCGUGAGAGAGGCCCGGAAUGUCUUUAAGGCCAGCCGAAAACAAUUUAUGGCAAUCACGUUGACGCUGAUCCUGCCGCUCUCCUUUGUGAUUUUGGCCCAUACCCUGGUUUCGGAUUCCCUUUUGAAGAAAAUUCAGACAAAUGAGGACAAAUUCGAGAGGGAAGGGGAUGGCCCUGAAGCGGAUCGAACCCUCAACGCGUUAUCUUCAGAAUGGACGAGGCUGCUUCUCUUUCAGGCCGGGUACUUUGUGUUCCUAUUCGCCUUUUCCUUGCUUUCCACAGCGGCAGUAGUGUACGCAGUGGCCUGCAUUUAUACAGGAAAACAGACCACCUAUUCAAAAGUGAUGAGCGUGGUUCCCAAGGUCUGGAAGCGCCUGAUUAUGACCUUUCUCUGGUAUUUCUUGAUCAUGGUGGUCUACAAUACAGUGCUCUUUCUGGUUCUGAUUUUUCUCAUUUUAAUGGUGGGCACCGGCAGUAUGGUGGCCUUUUGGACCUGUGUUGUUGUUCUGGUCACAGUUUUUGUGGCUGUUCAUGUUUAUAUGAGUGCUCUGUGGCAUCUGGGUAGCGUGAUUUCUGUUCUGGAGGAUCAGUAUGGAUUGGGUGCAUUUAGGAAGAGUGGGGAUCUGAUCAAGGGGAAGAGGAUCAUUGCUUUUGUCAUGGUGUUUCUGUAUUUUGUCAUGUGUGGGGUCAUUAAUGGGGUGUUCAGUAGCAGGGUUGUUCAUGGGUCUGGAGCUCUUUCGAGGAUUUUUUGGGGGAUUUUUCUGGUGGGUUCACUGGUGGUUGUUAAUUUAACAGGUUUGCUUGUACAGAGCGUGUUCUAUUAUGUCUGUAAAUCUUAUCAUCAUCAGAGCAUCGAUAAAUCUGCACUGUCUGAUCAUCUUGAGGAGUAUCUUGGGGAAUAUGUGCCCUUGAAGAGCAGUAUUCAGAUGGAGAAUUUGGAUGUUUGAGACAGAUGGGAAAUAAUCAAAAUACAUGAAUUCAACAUUGAAUUCCAUUUUGAAAUCUGAAGUUUAGUAUAAAACUGCAAUUUGUAUGUAACGCUUGUUUAUCUGUAAUUUUGUUUUUGAGAUUACUUUAAUUGUUACAGAGAAUGAAAAAAUCCAUUUGCAUGA
Cryptomeria japonica (Japanese cedar) is the source of this 1737-nucleotide messenger RNA. RefSeq lists its product as uncharacterized. Bases 577 to 1572 code for a protein of 331 amino acids. The record is from RefSeq and is a predicted model, not a curated record. NCBI's taxonomy places the organism in Eukaryota, Viridiplantae, Streptophyta, Pinopsida, Cupressales, Cupressaceae. The transcript has a single exon.